Messenger RNA from Hevea brasiliensis (rubber tree), 1458 nucleotides. RefSeq lists its product as uncharacterized. Bases 391 to 1032 code for a protein of 213 amino acids. The record is from RefSeq and is a predicted model, not a curated record. NCBI's taxonomy places the organism in Eukaryota, Viridiplantae, Streptophyta, Magnoliopsida, Malpighiales, Euphorbiaceae. The transcript has 5 exons.
GCUUUCUUUUAUGUGUAACCGUACACGUUCGCGACUCGCAAGCAAAACACCACCUUGUCCCUUUCUCUCAGAGUUUCAACACCGCAAAUCUACAGAGCAUUACGAAAAACCUUCAACAAUAGGGCCAAACUAAAACCCUUCGAUUCUAAUCAAUUCUUGGCCAUUAGCUUACACCAUCUUUUUUAUAUUAAACUAUCACUUUUCUUUUUGUUAUGGGGAAGAGAAAGCGAACUUCUGCUCGCCACAACGCCUCCCAUCAUCAUCCUUCUUCCUCGGGCUUCGAACUUCUUUAUUUCUUUGCCUGGGGAUUUGAUUGAAGACUGCAGAGCAUUCUUUCUAUGUGGGCUUCUUCUGCUAUUUUAUAGUCUACUAGAACUGCACUGUGAAAUAAUGAUGAGAACCUCUUUGUCUGACGACAUUCCAUGCUCAUCUGGAGCAGAAUUGUUGGCUACUGAGAAAUCUUCUCAUUUACUUGACUCUAGUGAAUUAAAGCCUCUUUCAACUGGGAGGGAUGCCACAGAUAGUACCAUGAAGCUGUUGAAUGUGCAUUCUUCUCUUGCACAUCAGCAUUACAAUGUUGGCCUUUCAAUAUUCUUGAAACGAUCACGUCACUUCUAUGGUCAUCAAUACUCUCGGAGGAAUUCAGGGAACCAUGCUAAUGCAUCAACAUCUCACGGGAAGAUUGCCCCUUUACGUGAUGAGAGACUUCCCUUCAAGUUGUCUGGUUCAGAGUUUGGACACCAAACAGAUAACAGGGAAAAGGCAUUUGGCAGGCCAGACAGAAUUAGGCUUAGUUCCCUGGUUAUGGAUGCAUCUGAUGCAGUGAAGAUUGUAUGUGGGAUCUGUCAGAAGCUGUUAAGACGGAAACCAUAUUUUCUUGGAGAGACACUUUCUGGAGAAUGCUCUGUUGUGGCUGUUUUAGUCUGUGGUCAUGUUUAUCAUGCAGACUGUUUGGAGCAGCGAACAAGUCUUGAAGAUAAAUGUGAUCCCCCUUGUCCAUUGUGCUUGGGCCAAGAGGAUAAACCAGAGUAAUGACUAGACCAGGAAGAGUGGUAUUUACUCAUUAGUCAAGGCUUACUCUCCAGGACAAGAGUAAUGUACAGAUAUUUACUUUUAUGAUAUUGAUUAUUUAGGAUAAACCUGAAAUACUUAGAAGGAGACUUAGAAGCAUAGGUUGGUUGAUUUAGUCUAGGGAGACUGACUGGAGGAUUAUGACUUGCAUUGUUUGGCAAGUCUUAUUGCCCCAAGAAUGUCUGAAAGAAGCGUUCUGCAUUUGUCACUUCAUUUUGUAUUUGGUAUAGUGGGAAGUACCAUGUUUUUAUCUAGCAUAUCGACAUUCCUAUUGUAAUACUACUAGUAGUUAUCCAACUUUAUGUUGUGUAAAGAUGACAAUAUUUUUCACGCAUAUGCAUUAGUGUGAAACGUUAACAAAUCCAACUAGAGAUGUCUUCUUCUUCA